GUCACGACACAUGCUCGCUCAAAUCACAAUCGGGAUUCGAGAAGGGGAUUUGACUUUCAAGAUUUAGUUCAUUCUCAAUCUUACUAGAUUCUUCCGUGAUAGUUGUUAUUAAGUUUACGAAACUGUACUUGAAAAUAUGGAUUUCCUGAAGAGUGGUUGGUUUAGUGAAUUGAGCCCCAUGUGGCCUGGUCAAUGUAUUUCUUUGGAAGUAGAUGAAAUUCUUCAUCAAGAAAAAUCUGAAUUUCAAGAUAUCCUUGUCCUUAAAUCGAAAACCUACGGCACUGUACUAAUUUUAGAUGGUGUGAUUCAAUGUACUGAACUAGAUGAAUUUUCUUACCAAGAAAUGAUAUCUUUUUUGCCGAUAUCCUGCCACCCCAAUCCCCAAAAGGUCUUGAUUGUGGGUGGAGGUGAUGGAGGAGUAGCACGCGAGCUAGUCAAACAUCCACUUGUACAAUCUGUUGUACAAUGUGAAAUAGAUGAAAGAGUUGUUGAAGUCUCAAAGAAAUUUCUCCCUUUCAUGGCCAAAGGAUUUGAUGAUCCCAAACUAACACUUCAUAUAGGAGAUGGAUUUGAAUUUAUUAAGAAUCACCCUGCUGAAUUUGAUGUUAUCAUCACUGAUUCAUCAGACCCAAUUGGACCAGCUGCUUCUUUGUUUCAAGAGAGUUAUUUCCAACUUGUACGUCAAGCAUUAAGGCCAGGUGGCAUUGUGUGCUCUCAAGGGGAAAAUGCUUGGUUUCAUAGUCAUCUGAUUUCUCCUCUUCUAAAAAGCUGCACUGAAUUGUUUCCUGUGGUGGAUUAUGCCUAUACAUGUAUACCAACAUAUCCUGGAGGUCAAAUAGGAUUCAUUUUAUGCAGUACAAAUCCUGCGACACAGUUUCGGAAUCCCAUUCACCAAUUGUCUGAAACCGAGUGUGAAAAAAUGCAACUACGAUAUUACUCUUCAGAAAUGCAUUCAGCAGCUUUUGUUGUACCGCGUUUCGCUCGAAAAGCCCUCAUCAAAUCGCCUAAAGCCGACGAGAAAGAAACGCUUUAAAGUAAUUCCGCGAUAAUUCGAAUAUUAGUUAAAGGGUCUUAAUUUACUGAAAAAUUCUGGGGAACUAGGUUUAUACGUCAAUUGGCAACAGCAACGUUUCCAAAGCAGUUCGUAGUCCGUACAUUCUGUAAAAAGUUGCUAAGCUCCCAUCUCAUGUAAGCCAAUUUAUUAAUUUUGUGGUAAAAUUCUGCUUAGACACCAAAAUACGAAUAUCUAAUAACGUU
Messenger RNA from Daphnia carinata, 1257 nucleotides. It is a transcript of the gene SpdS, whose product is annotated as spermidine synthase-like. The record is from RefSeq and is a predicted model, not a curated record. The coding region runs from base 137 to 1033 and encodes 298 amino acids. Gene Ontology annotation, biological process: spermidine biosynthetic process. Gene Ontology annotation, molecular function: S-adenosylmethionine-dependent methyltransferase activity; spermidine synthase activity. Gene Ontology annotation, cellular component: cytosol. NCBI's taxonomy places the organism in Eukaryota, Metazoa, Arthropoda, Branchiopoda, Diplostraca, Daphniidae. The transcript is spliced from 5 exons.